AUGACGUGUACCACGAGCCUCAGCUACGACUUCGGGUUUGCCGAUGUUGAUGGUUUUGAGUAUGACAUGUUGAUGAUCGCGAGGGCCUCGGGGUGCAUAAACAUGAUCAAUCGUUAUAUUGGACGCUGGUUCUUUGCGCGUGGAGCCGGCCAGCCCCGGUAUCGUCUGGCGAUCUUGGAGUAUGCCUCGGUACGUUCCGCUAGCGAACCCAUAGGGACUUCGGUCAGCGAGUUCCAUUACACAAAAACUACCUGGGUGUCUGUUGAUUUGCAUCUUACCGUCCAAGCUUGCCCAGGGCUCCUGGACAAGAACGACGUCGAUCCGAUCCCUCCAGCAUAG
Messenger RNA from Colletotrichum lupini, 339 nucleotides. RefSeq lists its product as uncharacterized. Lineage: Eukaryota; Fungi; Ascomycota; Sordariomycetes; Glomerellales; Glomerellaceae. The coding region runs from base 1 to 339 and encodes 112 amino acids. The record is from RefSeq and is a predicted model, not a curated record. The transcript has 3 exons.